Messenger RNA from Sinocyclocheilus rhinocerous, 1013 nucleotides. RefSeq lists its product as uncharacterized. Lineage: Eukaryota; Metazoa; Chordata; Actinopteri; Cypriniformes; Cyprinidae. The transcript is spliced from 2 exons. Gene Ontology annotation, biological process: G protein-coupled receptor signaling pathway. The record is from RefSeq and is a predicted model, not a curated record. The coding region runs from base 48 to 683 and encodes 211 amino acids. Gene Ontology annotation, cellular component: plasma membrane. Gene Ontology annotation, molecular function: G protein-coupled receptor activity.
AACUCGGAGCUGGCACUGUUGCUGUUAUCUGGCUGGUUUCCAUUGCCAUGGCCCUACCUAAAGUCACGUACAUCCAGUUUGACAGUGGCUGCACGUGGUCGGUGGGCCGCGGUCACUGGCUGGGCUUCCUCGUUCCUGCAUUUCUGGUGUAUUACGUGGCUCCUCUACUCUGCAUCGCCCUGCAUUGCGGGCUCAUCAUCACACACCUGUACCGCUGCCGGGGCACUCUAGCCGCAGACCACCGCAAUAAAAAAGCCACAGCCCUUCUCAUCGGCUCCACGCUGGUGUUCGCCAUCAGCUGGCUGCCUUAUUACGUGCUAGAGUUUGUCAAUGUUUUAUCGCCGUCCCUUAACUCCGUCAGCUCACCUGAAAGCCCCACCUCCAGCUCCACCGCCCCGUCGCCGGCGUCAAGUACGGAGGUGUCUCUGCUGUGGGAGGUGGCCUCGCUGUCUGCCAUUCUUCUGAUUUGUCUGGCACCUUGCUGGAACCCGCCACUCUACUUCCUGCUAUCUAAGCCAGCCCUGAGGCAACUGAGAGGGCUGCUACCCAUCAUGCACCAACACUGGAGAGCUGCUACCUUCCUACAGCACAUAGUGCCAAAACACGCUCCCACACAGCCCCACUCACAGCCUGGGUCUCAACACGUUCCUCAGAACAUACUAGCAGCAACGCACCCACAAUGAGAACACGCGCACUCAGAUCGACAUGGUAAGGCACAGCACAUACCUGCUUCACAGCAAAGCACACCCACACGCAGGCACAAAGUACACACACACAAUGACAGGUACUUUCUGCCAGAGCAUCCUCAUCCCUCUCAUGCUGGCUGAGAUUGUGAGUUGCUUAGUAACACUACAGAGAGGAACAGAAACAUAAGACCAUGGACCUCUGCAUUUAUGGCUCAGCAUCACAUUUUACAAUGUUCCAGCAUGCCAGCUGCUCUCUUCCCCUUUUUCAAAAUCUCUCUCUCACACUAAAAACGUAUCACGGCAGAUUUUUAUCACCAACUCGGUCGC